CUCACACACUACAACAUGUUCCUGCGCAAGAACACCCUCGUCUACUUCCUGCUGCUCUCCAUCACAGUGUUCGGUAAACACAAAAAGGCUAAGCCGAAGAAGUUCGUGUCGCCUACCACCAAAGGCAUCCAGUGCUACAACUGCUUGUCGUUCGACCACCCUGGCUGCUGGGACCCCGACCACCCCGACUACGCCAAUAUCACCGUGCCGAACAUCGACUGCUACAUCCCCGGCAUGGCGUUCCUGUGCAUCGUCAUCACUUCCGAGUCAGCCAAGCUGGUGGAAACGGGGCAGGAGAUCGGCCCGGUGCGCGCGCGCACGUGCGUGCCUGCCAAGGACUUCUCCAAGAAGACGGUGUCGUACAGCAUGUGCAGCAAGCUGAGCAAGGAACUGUCGGCGUCGGAGAUCUUCAGCCGCAUAGCCGUCAGCCGGCCGCAGUGCACGCUCUGCAAGAAGCACCUGUGCACGGACGCCAGCCACUGCUAGCGCGACGCGCUUAUCGCGUGUUUGCGCCCAUUGUUCGCCCUUAUGUAACGUGUUUACCGCGACGCCCGCAGUCGCCCGCUAAUGCAAGGAUAUACACUACUCGU
Messenger RNA from Pectinophora gossypiella (pink bollworm), 590 nucleotides. RefSeq lists its product as uncharacterized. The coding region runs from base 16 to 486 and encodes 156 amino acids. The record is from RefSeq and is a predicted model, not a curated record. Lineage: Eukaryota; Metazoa; Arthropoda; Insecta; Lepidoptera; Gelechiidae. The transcript has 4 exons.